AAAAGUUGAAAGGUAGAAACUAGAAAGGGGAAAAUGUCAAACAUUUUCUUUUCCCCCCGAAAAUUACUGCAUUUUUGUUGAUCUAUUUUUGUUAGUUAUUAAAGGAGGCAGUUUUGAACUUGGUAGCUUUUUUGUCGGUUUUGAAACUGAUCCAUGAACUUCAAUGAUCUCUCUCUCUCUCUCCCACUUUCUCAUUCUAUAAAUACCAGCACCAACCUCCACUCACCCACUUCCUCAUUCAGUUUUUGUUUAUCUUCUUUGUCCAAACUUUAGUUUUCUUGAGAUCCUAAAAAAUGGAAAACUUUGGUGCCAAAAAUAUGCACAACCAAAAUAGGCCAAACCCACAUUUGAAAUCUCACAAAGGUUUGUUGGCAACCCAAAUUUUGUUGAGAAUUUUGAGCAUUGCAUUCACAUUGGCAGCCAUUGUGAUGAUUCUCAUCAGCAAACAGACGGUUACUGUAUAUGGCAUUGAAAUGGAGGCUCGCUAUACUUAUUCUUCAGCUUUCAAGUUCUUUGCUAUUGCAAAUAUGAUUGGAUGUGCCUUCUCUGUUUUGUCCCUGAUUUUGGCUUCUGUUCUUGGCCAUAAAAGUGUUGAUCCAAAGAACUAUUUUUACAUGUUCCUUCAUGACUUGAUUAUGAUGGCAUUGCUACUGGCUGGAUGUGCAGCAGCAACAGCAAUUGGAUAUGUGGGGCAAUAUGGAGAGAGUCAUUCAGGAUGGAUGCCCAUUUGUGAUCAUGUUGACAAAUUCUGUCGCAAAGUUAGACAUAGUAUCAUUCUCUCUUACAUUGCAGUGUUACUUUACCUCUGCCUCACUAUAAUAUCAGCAAAUCAAUCCAGAAAAAUCCUAGUUUAACACUUUAACAAGUACAAACAAAAAACAAUGAACAAUAUGAUUUGAUCAAUGUUGUACUCAUUUUACAUAGUAGUGGUGUUGUUAUAGGUUGUUUUAGUUUUUGUUUUUGUUGUAAUCAUUACUUGCUUCUAGUUGCUAGCUACUUUGAAUAUAUAAAAAUUUAUAUUAUCCUUA
Molecule: messenger RNA, 1028 nt
Organism: Solanum dulcamara
Lineage: Eukaryota; Viridiplantae; Streptophyta; Magnoliopsida; Solanales; Solanaceae
Product: CASP-like protein 1F1
Exons: 3
Coding region: 294-854 (186 amino acids)
Source: RefSeq, a predicted model, not a curated record